Molecule: messenger RNA, 2400 nt
Organism: Neogale vison (American mink)
Lineage: Eukaryota; Metazoa; Chordata; Mammalia; Carnivora; Mustelidae
Gene: ARRDC2
Product: arrestin domain containing 2
Exons: 8
Coding region: 137-1360 (407 amino acids)
Biological process (GO): protein transport
Cellular component (GO): plasma membrane; cytoplasm
Source: RefSeq, a predicted model, not a curated record
UCUGACCUGGUCCGCAAGUGCGCCUGCGCACCCCGGGCAGGUUCGCGUUCUGAGACUGUAGCCUCCGCGCCUCGCGCCACUGCGUCGCGGGUUCGAAGCCAGGGUCUGUGUGUCGCGGGUUCGCAUCCCAAGCGCGAUGCUGUUCGACAAGGUGAAGGCUUUCGUGGUGCAGCUGGAUGGCGCGAGCGGCGGCGCCGAGCCGGUUUUCAGCGGCGGCCAGGCCGUCGCCGGCCGGGUGCUGCUGGAGCUGGCGGGCCCGGCGCGCGUGGGCGCCCUGAAGCUGCGCGCGCGGGGCCGCGCCCACGUGCACUGGACCGAGUCGCGCAGCGCGGGCUCGAGCACCGCAUACACGCAGAGCUACAGCGAGCGCGUGGAGGUCGUGAGUCACCGUGCCACGCUGCUCGCGCCAGACACAGGAGAGACCACGACGCUGCCUCCUGGGCGCCACGAGUUUCCAUUCAGCUUCCAGCUGCCUCCGACACUAGUGACGUCAUUCGAGGGUAAGCAUGGCAGUGUCCGGUAUUGCGUCAAGGCCACCUUGCACCGUCCCUGGGUCCCUGCCCGCAGGGCAAGGAAGGUAUUUACGGUCAUUGAGCCCGUGGACAUCAACACACCCGCCCUGCUGGCCCCUCAGGCCGGAGCUCUAGAGAAGGUUGCCCGAUCCUGGUACAGCAGCCGUGGUCUUGUCUCCCUCUCCGCCAAGAUCGACCGAAAGGGUUACACCCCAGGCGAGGUCAUCCCAGUUUUCGCGGAGAUCGACAAUGGCUCCACGCGCCCCGUGCUUCCUCGGGCAGCCGUAGUCCAGACGCAGACCUUCAUGGCUCGGGGCGCCCACAAGCAGAAACGAGCGGUGGUGGCCAGUCUUGUGGGCGAGCCUGUGGGCCCUGGGCGGCGGGCGCUGUGGCAGGGCCGGGCGCUGCGGAUCCCCCCUGUCGGUCCUUCCAUCUUGCACUGCCGGGUCCUGCACGUAGACUACUCCCUCAAGGUCUGCGUGGACAUCCCCGGCACAUCCAAGUUGCUCCUGGAGCUACCACUGGUCAUCGGGACCAUCCCCCUGCACCCUUUUGGGAGCCGCUCAUCCAGCGUGGGCAGCCAUGCCAGCUUCCUGCUGGACUGGGGGCUGGGAGCCCUGCCAGAGCGCCCCGAGGCCCCUCCCGAGUACUCAGAGGUGGUGUCUGAUGGGGAGGUGGCGGCCGCGGGGCAGAGCCCCUUUCCACCACUGCAGGACACCAACCUGAGCCUCGAAGGCCCCUUCUUCGCCUACAUCCAGGAAUUCCGCUACCGCCCACCACCCCUGUACUCCGAGGAGGAUCCAAACCCCCCCCCAGAGGCCAUGAGGCCACGCUGCAUGACCUGCUGAGCAGCGAGGGGAGACCUCGAGGGAUGAGGUCGCACACGCGCUUCCGGCCGCCAUGGACGCGGGCGAUGCUGGGUCAAGAGCUGACCAACCAGCUUCAACUUGGCUGUGUUGAAGUUGGGGACUCCGAGUCUCAGAACAGGCACGGCUUUCUGACAACACGCAGGACAGAGGAAGAGCCGGGCAGGAGUCUGAUAUAUCCGGACCGGUCCUCGUGAGGCAUUGAGUACCCGUCGACGGAUCCUGUCGGUCCACACUGGGCCAUGGAUAGGGCUCGGGUCCCCCAGGAGCCUCUAGUCUGGGGGAGAUGUAGCCAGACAUAAAUACUUCCAGUCUCGUGGGACCAGAGGAAGAGACCCAGGGCUGGGAGAGUCCCGAAGGGAGCAGAGAAGGCUUCCUGGAGCAAAGGGCCUUCGGCUGAGUCCUCGGCAUACAAACAACUGCUCAGCAGGCAGACAGGCAAAGAGGAAGAAGAAGUCGGAGAAGGUCCGAGCUGAGUGAUGUUGGAGAUCACCCCCUUUGGGGCUUAGAGGGCAAGUGCCUCAGUUGAGGCCCCAUGGCAAGGUCCGGCAGGCGAGAGGGCCCAGGAACAGGGCAUUCAGGGAUGUGUGUCUUCGAAGCAAUGUGGGACCUAGGUGGGGCAGGGACAUCGGCUCCAGCCUUUGAAAGCCAGAGAGAGAUUGCCGGUUCAGGCCAGGACUGCCUGGGGACUCCUCCAAGUAUUCCAAGACAUGAGACCUCGUCUGCGUAUUGUAUGACCCCAGGAAAACUGGUUCAGAACAUUCAGCUGGGCCCUGGGGACAGAGGUCAGCCUGGGGUAACAUCAGGCCCAGUGCAGCUCUGGGAGACCUCCUGGAGGGAGGGAGGGACAAAGUAUGAGGGGGGGCAGCCGGACCAACCCCCCACCCCCCGGGUUGCAGAUUCUCAGCCCUGGCUGGGGCAGGGUCCCCGCCUGGGACUCAACAUUUCUGAUAAGCCUUAAAUUGUUCCCUUUUUUAUAGUUGGGUUUGUUUAUUUUUUAAAUAAAAGUGUGGGGAAAGAGA